Messenger RNA from Phalaenopsis equestris, 1910 nucleotides. Its product is annotated as exocyst complex component EXO70B1-like. Gene Ontology annotation, biological process: exocytosis. The coding region runs from base 118 to 1866 and encodes 582 amino acids. The record is from RefSeq and is a predicted model, not a curated record. The transcript has a single exon. NCBI's taxonomy places the organism in Eukaryota, Viridiplantae, Streptophyta, Magnoliopsida, Asparagales, Orchidaceae. Gene Ontology annotation, cellular component: exocyst. Gene Ontology annotation, molecular function: phosphatidylinositol-4,5-bisphosphate binding.
UUCUUUCAAUUCAUCAAGCCUUGUUAUUUUUACGUGUUCUAUCUCCCAGCCUUUUUUGCAUCUAUAUAUACGUAUAUAUGCCGCGCGUCUCUUGUCUGCUCCUAUCUCUCGGAGCAAAUGGCGAAGUGUAUUUUAUCAAGACUAUUCUCUUGCGCCAGUCCCAGCGACAUCAACGGCGGUAAUAGAGAGGUCAGCACUUCGCCGCGGCACAACUUUUCUUGCAGUCUGAUGGAGGAGAACGUAGCUUUUGCCGAGUCUAUCAUUGCCAAAUGGGAUUCCGACUCCUCCAACUAUUCGAAGCUCACCUCUCUCUUCGCCGCCCACAACGGCGAAGCCUCCCGCUUCCUCCGCGCCCUCACAGACCUCCGACGCGCCCUGCUUUUCUUUUCCUCUUCUGAUUGCCCAGAUUCGUUCUCUAUCCGAGACCAAUCUCUCAUUCGCGCCCAAAAGCUCAUGCAGACCGCCAUGCGCCGCCUCGAGAAGGAGUUCCACCACAUCCUUUCUACCAAUCGUCAACAUAUCGAUUCCGUUAGCCGCUCCUCCUCAUCCUCAUCCUCGUCCUCUGACGAAGACGAUGUCCAUCUCUCCACAUCUGACACCAUCGCUGACCUUCGCUCCAUCGCUGAAUCAAUGAUGGCUAACGGUUAUGGCAUGGAGUGCAUCCGGAUCUACAAGCUCUUACGCAAAUCGAUCCUCGAGGAAGCCCUAUUCCUCCUCGGAUUCGACGUCCACAUUCCUUUUUCCAACAUCCACAAGAUCGAUUGGCCGGUCCUUGAUCUCAAGAUCAAAUCUUGGCUUGCUGCCGCUCGGAUCUCGUUCACCUCCCACUUCGCCGCGGAGCGCCUUCUUUGUAACCAUGUCUUUGAUCACUCGACCUCCGACGACAUCGAUCUAACCGAGUCUUGCUUCGCCGAUGUCACAAGUGCCGCCGCCCUCCAGUUUCUCUCCUUCCCUGAAUCCAUCGCUAAAACAAAACCCUCCCGUGAAAAGCUUUUCAGCAUUCUUGAACUUCACCAGACGCUUUAUGAUCUUUAUCCUAAUAUCGAAUCUACUUUUUCUUACGAAUCCACGGCAGCCGUAAAAGAAAAGGCGCUCGAAGCACUCCAAACCCUAGCAGAUGCCGCCCGUGAUUCGCUCGCGGAGUUCGAGCUCGCAGUUCAGAAAGAAUCAUCGAAGAUUCCUGUUCCCGGUGGCGGCGUUCACCCUCUCAUCCGGAACUCGAUGAACUACCUUGUCUCCCUUGUUGAUCACGUGCCGACUCUCAUCAAUGUUUAUGCUGGUAUUCCCUUCCGCCCGCCUGAACCUCUGCCAGAGAUGUCCGCACCUUGCCCAUCGACAAUUGUUCCGUCGUCAGUAUCGGAGAGGGUCGCAUGGCUGCUGCUCGUCAUUCUUUGCAAGCUGGAUCACAAGGCCGAGUUCUACAAGGAGGUGUCCUUCUCCUACCUCUUCUUGGCGAACAAUGUCCAGUAUGUUGUAAACGAAGUGAAGGGAAGCGGGCUGAGCAUGGUUUUAGGAGCGAGGUGGGUGGACAGGCAUGAGAAGACGGCGAGGCGAUAUUUAGAAAGAUAUGUGAGGUAUGGUUGGGCAAAGGCGGCGGCUGCGUUUGAAGAGGCUGCGGUAGGGCAAGAGCCGGCAGUGGUGGAGGAUGAGAGGAUGAGGGAGGAGGUGAAGGUUGAGGUGGAGGGAAUGAUUUUGCCGGCGUACGGGGGGUUAUAUGAAAGUCUGACGGCCGCGCACGGCGGAGGGGUGAUGGAAGGUGCGGCGGUUCGCUUCUCGCCAGAGGAUUUACGAGAUCGGAUCGAGCAGGUGUUUGUCGAACCGAACGGUGAAUAUUUGGCAGGUUCGUUGAACAGGUCAUGCUCUUAAAUUUUAUAUUAUUGGGUAAGGGAAGUUUACAGAAAUGGAUUUCU